Molecule: messenger RNA, 357 nt
Organism: Xiphias gladius (swordfish)
Lineage: Eukaryota; Metazoa; Chordata; Actinopteri; Istiophoriformes; Xiphiidae
Product: protachykinin
Exons: 5
Coding region: 1-357 (118 amino acids)
Source: RefSeq, a predicted model, not a curated record
AUGGAGAUGGUUAAACUCGUUCUGAUACUCGCGCUGCUUCUGACACAUGGUUUCUCCCGCGACGUGGAUGUUGACAACCGGGGAGAAGGCAGCGGGGAGAGCAAGUGGCCAAACUCCAAAGUGAUUCAAGGCGUAUUAGUGAGAAUGAUCAGAAAACCAGGACCGCGCCGACAUCUCGGACUCACCGGGAAGAAGGACUCCGCAAGAGCGCAGACAGCGCGUAAAAAGCGCAGAUUUCAAACCUUUGUGGGUCUGAUGGGGAAAAGGAGCUUUGAGGACCAAGGUAGGAUUUGUUCAACAGCGAGUCUCGCCACAGUGGGAACACGCCAGCACGUCCACGAUCACCCUUAUAUGUGA